UGCCACAGCGCACAGAGAAAGAGACAGCAGGGGAGAGUGAAGGCACGGGACCUGUUGAUUCCACAGCAAUGACUUACGGAGAGGACUGUACACUGGAUUGUAGCGCUCGCCGUUGAUGACACUGAUUUAUUUAUUGACGUUUGUGGUUUCGUCCGGUGCCUAAAUGCUGUCGCUGGGAAAAAUGCACUCCAGAGCAAAGUCCCGGAGUUGUGACAACUACCUGAGUAUUAAGGACACUGAGUCUUUGGACAACUGUAUCCAGAGCACCUUGUCGGCCCUGUACCGACCCUUCACUGCCACAGCUGCCACCGUCCUGUGGCAGCUCUUCAGUGUGGUGGAACGACAGUACAGAGGAGACGGCCUCCGCUGCCUCAUUGACUUCCUGCUACCUGCCAAGAGGAUCCUGCAGAUCAUCCAACAGGAAACCUGUGUGAGGUUCAGAGGACUGCUCUUCUGUCACGAGGGGUGGCCUCUCUGCAUCCACGACAAAGUCGUCCUGCAGCUUGCUCCUCUGCACAAAGUGCGACUAAAGCAAGGAGACUUCUACCUGCAGAUCGUUCCUUUAGGCCGCAAGACUGCCAAGCUAGUGAUAAAAUGUUUGUCGGCCAGUGGGCAGGCCAUCACAGAAAUCCCCAUCGCAGAGAGCAUGUAUGGCAGUGUCUUCACAGCUGAGUUCUUACAGAAUGUAACACGUGACCGGAACCUGCACCCGCUACAGAACUGCCUGCUUACCACUGGAACGGCUGUGUUCAGGACGCCGUGGAAGAACGUGGUCAACCCACUGUUUGUCAGCAGCACUUCAGACGCCAUCAUGCAAGCACGCUGCAGCAGAGGUGGCUUCCGCGGCCAUCUCAGCACCUGCAGCACCAGCGGAUCCACAGGGACACUGGACAGCCACCGUAGCUCAAGAGAGUCCCUGCACUCUCAGGGAGCUGACUCAAUCUUCUCGGAGCCCACCUCCCCGAACAGAAACCACAUGGACGCCAACAGUGAGACGCAUGGUGUCAGUGCACUGGACACUUCUACACCCAUCAUGAAAAUUGAAAGAUCCACUGAAGAGUGUGGGAUGGGAAAGGCAACUGAUGAUAGUAGUGAGAGAGAGCGAGGGCCAGUGUCCAAGAUGCUCUCCUUUAGUACAGACCUCAGUAACCCAGGCCUUCGACGCCGCCACCCAAGAGACUCUGUAGCCUUUGAGAGCAGGAGACUUUUCAGGAAAUCUUACAUGGAGGCCCUGCAGAACCCCAUGAGCCUUGGGUCCAGCUCUGAAUCCAUCCUGGAGGAGAGCCCAGAGCACAGUGCUGGCCUACGAGAGAGAACAGUAACACCAGGCAGCAGCCCCGACACCCGCUCCUCCUCCUCCUCCAGAGAACUCUUAUCUCGGAGGUUGGGAAGCCGGGGCUGGCUCAGUGGUGAUGACUCCAGGCCCAGUACGCCUUUACUUUACUUACAGCGAGGGUUGAGGAGUGCAGAGAGACGGGCAGAGAGACGUUCAAAGUCACUGGAGAGGACUAACAAGGCCGGCCAGGUAAAAGGCCACCGGGAACGAUCCUCCUCUGGAGGCUCAGUCAGCAUCUCCCCCAAAAAACUGAUGAACGGCUACGCUCUUCGUUUUGGGAAGUUGGAUAUUGAGGCCGCUCUGCCUGGUUCGGAGAGGAGAAGCAGCAAAGAGGAGUCAGGACAGCGUGAUGACAGCCUCAGCAGUGAGAGCAGGCAGCACAGGCACAGUGGAGAAGAGUCACACAGUCCUAAAGCCGCCAACGGGUCGGCCAUCAGGCUGGCUUCAGUGUCGAGCUCCUCCUAUGGGAGCAGCGCAGCCCUCCCCAGGCUGCUGUCAGAGGUCAACCAGGAGCUGCUCACAUCCGGGGCGGUCAUCUUGCCAGGAAAUCGAGAUCGCAGUGGGAGGGCAGUGCUGCAGGUGUGCACGAGAGCUCAGGUGUGGGCCGGUGAGAGCUGCACGGUCAAUGACCUCACCUGUUUAUUGGGUUACUACUACUCCACGCUGCGGAAAGAAAGGUGUGAUCAAGGCCUCUCUGUUGUAAUAGACGGCAGGAGGCAGCCGCCUGUUCCAGCUCUGUUGUCAUCUCUGUCUGAAUUGCAGGCAUUAGUACCAAAUGCACUUUACACGGUUCUCUUCCUGGUGGACAAGGAGGCAGCAGCCAAACCUGAGAGAGACAUCAAUGUACAGACCGAGAUGCUGUCAUCUCUGAAAGCCCUGCUAAAACACAUCGACCAAACCCAGCUCACACGUGACCUGGAAGGCACCUUCCACUACGACCACAACCACUGGAUCCACUUCAGGCAGAAAAUUGAACCCUUUGCCAGCAGUUGCAGCGCGGCCAUCUCCUCCCUUCAAGCGUCCAUCAGCACAAUGAGCAACAGCAGCAACCUGAAGACCUCUGAGGAGGUGUCAGAGGUGAUGGAAAAGCAGAAGCACCUCAUGAAGUCUGUGCUAGAUGACACCCGUCUGAACAGACUACGUCUAGAGGGAGGCACUGUCCUCGCCCGCAUCAGGAAAGAAGAGGCCUGUGAGAAUGAAAACUACAGAGAUGCUGUCGAUAUGUUGAAUGCACUGUACAACCAGGUAGAUGAAGAAGUCCACAAGCUUGUGAUCCUCUCCAACAAGUCUCAGAAACAGCUGGAGAGCCUGCUGGAGGUGCGCAAGUUUGAGGAGCAAACGCAACAGAUCAAACUCUGGUUCAGUGGCGAGGGAGAGAAGCAGCUCACACCUCUGGAAUCCCUGACUCUGUCUGUGGCUAAAAUUAAGGAGAUGAGAGAGAGCCUGGAGCAGUUUCUGGAGGAGUCAGUGCACCAGCAGAGGCAUGGCCUGCAGCUGGUGAAAGAGUCUCCGGAGUCCCUUCCAGAUUCGGUUCUCCUCGACUUUAAGAAACAUCUGGGCUCCAUCUUAGGCAGAGUGGAGAGGAGGAAGGCCCAGCUGGACGUCCUCACCAAUCUGUAUGAAUUCUAUGACUCAGCAAACCAGUGGAUGGAGCACUGCCAGGAUUACUUCCAUCACCUGAGUCUGGACAGCUCAGGCAACAUACUUUCGCCAUCUGUGGUGCAGAUCCUGCAGGAUUACUACACCGAGGCAUCCAAGUUCUCCAUGGACAACUUCAGCACCCUCAACAACAUGGUGCUGUCUCUGGAGAGUCCUCAGCAGCUGCAGCAGUGGAACACGGUGUGGCACAAGUGUCAGGAGACCAAACGGCAGUUAGAAGAGACUUUGGCCCGAGCCACGACGGCAGCACCGGACUCCACAGCUGAGGAUACGACAGCUGUAGAGAGCCAGACUGCCUCUACAGAGCAGCAUGAACCUAACGAGUGUGUGCUUUUACCUGGGGCGAUCACUCCCUUAACUUUAGAGGACAACAAGCCUCACUCUGCUGAGCCUUUCUCCAAGAGCCCCACCAGUUCAAUCUCCUCCUCCUCGCACUUCAUUUUCCCCGCCGACUGUGACAGCAAACUGAGGCAGAGCCCAUCCAUGUUUGACGACACGGACAGCGACUGCACCAUCGACUCGACCAUCUCCUGCCACUCGGAGCCCGUCUACUCCGGGACCGCCCGCCUCCGCAAGCAGCCGAUGAAGAAGAUCAUGAAGAAGACCAUGAGCUACGAGCUGACCCCAAGAGACAGCAGUCACUCGGAUGUCAGCCACAUCCAUGGCUACACUGGCGUGUACAUCAAGGGUUUGGAGGUGGCUAACAACGUGUCGGCAGAGAAGAAGCUGCAGAGGCCUGACGUGACGAGCCCGGCGUUGGGACGCAGCCGCAGCAUGUCUACGCCCUCCAGGGUCCACAGCAGACGAAGCGACGGAGAUGGAAAGAAACAGAGCAGUAAAGUGCAGCACAUCAUGGAUGAGAUGAUUUCCACAGAGAGGGAGUACGUCCGCUCUCUCAGCUACAUCAUCGAGCACUAUUUCCCCGAGAUGGAGCGCCUGGAUCUGCCGCAGGACCUGCGAGGGAAACGCAGCAUCAUUUUCGGGAAUGUGGAGAAGCUCUGGGACUUCCACAGCCAGUACUUCCUGAAGGAUCUGGAGGCAUGCGCCCACUCCCCGCUGUCCAUCAGUAGCUGUUUUCUCAGACACGAGGAUCAGUUUGGAAUGUAUGCCCUGUACAGCAAGAAUAAGCCCCAGUCGGACGCUCUGCUCAGCAGCCAUGGGAACGAAUUCUUUAAGAAUAAGCAGCUGGAGCUCGGUGACAAAAUGGACCUGGCGUCCUACCUGCUGAAGCCCAUCCAGAGGAUGAGUAAAUAUGCACUGUUGCUCAAAGACCUGAUCAAGGAGUGCAGUCCUUCCCGGGAGCAGGAGCUGAGUGACCUCCGCACCGCAGAGGAGAUGGUCAAAUUUCAGCUUCGUCAUGGCAACGACCUGCUGGCUAUGGAUGCUAUUCGGGGCUGUGAUGUGAACCUAAAAGAACAGGGUCAACUCCGCUGCCAGGAUGAGUUCAUCGUCUGGUGUGGACGCAGGAAAUACCUCCGCCACGUCUUCUUGUUUGAAGACCUCAUCCUCUUCAGCAAGACCAAAAAGAUCGAGGGAGGAUACGACAUUUACAUCUAUAAACAGUCCUUCAAAACAGCAGAGAUCGGCAUGACUGAAAAUGUUGGCGACAGCGGGCUUCGUUUUGAGAUUUGGUUCCGUCGGAGGAAGACGCAAGACACCUUUAUACUCCAGGCCAGCUCCGCAGAGGUCAAGGCUGUGUGGACAGCCAUCAUAGGGAAGAUCCUGUGGAGGCAGGCGCUCAGAAACAGAGCGUUGCGCAUGCAGGAGAUGGUUUCCAUGGGGAUUGGAAGCAAGCCUUUCAUGGACAUCAAGCCGAGCGAUGCAGCGAUCAGUGACAGAGCCAUCGACUAUAUCAUGAAGGGGUCAGAGUCUAGGACCAGAGCAUCCAUCGCGGUGCCUUCCUUUGAACACGCCACUUCGUUCAAGAGACCCCACUCCACCAUCUCCAACAGCAGCACCUCCUCCUCCAGCAGCCAGUCGUCCUCCUCCCUGCUGGGCUCGCUCAAUCUUCAUCUCUACUCCUCGCCCUCUCACCCGCACACACAUCCGUACCCGAUGACCAGCGUUCCCUCCUUCGCGCAGUGGCCCUACGACUGCAUAGAGGAGGACGAGCUGGAGCAGGACACGGGGAGCCAGCCCUCCAUGAUGACUGAGAGCUCGGAGACGUCCUCCCAGUGUACCUCCACUGACAGUGUAACAGGACUCAGCACCGUCACCAUACCAGCACACCCCAGCAUGGUCAUGGACUCCCUCAACAACAACGAGCCCCCCUCGUUCCUGUGCUCCUCCACACCACCCUCCUCCAUCACGUCUCCUUCCAUCUUCCAGAAAGAAGAAGACCUCCAGCCGCCCGGCACAAAGUUCAUCACUGCAAGCACGGCCUCUCAUAUAGCAGUAGGCCUCUCUACUGUGGUCUGACUCAGAGCUGAGGGGUUUUAGCUCACUGUGAAGUCCUCGAGGUGAAUGCUGCUUGAAGUCAGUCUGAUCGUCAGCACGAGGAGAUGUGAAUAAGAGGAAUCCAGCUUUGGAGCACUAAGACUUUAACAGAUGAAGCUCAGCUAUUCGAUAACAUUUCAUUCAGAUUCUGUAAAUUGACACAUAAUAUACACUGCCACGAUGGUACGUCAGCGGUCUGUACAUUUGUUUUAAUUGAACUAGGUAUGAAUCAGUGUUUAUAUUGUAGAUGAGUUUUUUUUAUUAUUAUUAUGUAUUUUACAAAAACAGUAGCAGGCAGAUCAAUCCAGACAAUGUUGUGCUGUCAUAUUUGUUGUCUUUCGUUGCCAGUCUUGUGUUAAGACACGUUUGUACAGACGAUAUUAAAAAUGGUUAAAACGUG
Molecule: messenger RNA, 5831 nt
Organism: Acanthopagrus latus (yellowfin seabream)
Lineage: Eukaryota; Metazoa; Chordata; Actinopteri; Spariformes; Sparidae
Gene: plekhg4b
Exons: 24
Coding region: 164-5413 (1749 amino acids)
Molecular function (GO): guanyl-nucleotide exchange factor activity
Source: RefSeq, a predicted model, not a curated record